AUGGCGCAAACUAAGACACAUGAAGCAGCGCGAGCGUUUGGAGAGUACCUGUCCCACACACACCCUGAGAACCGAAACGGAUCAGCCCAUCUCCUGUCUGACACGUUUGUGGGCCCAGACUCUGUCUCCCCUGGAGGUGUCCGUCACCACCACAACAACAACCAUCCAUACCCCCACAGGGGCUCUCCGGCCUCCCCUGAGUCCAGCCUGGUGAAGCAUCCGCUGGACCACCUCCAGCCCCCGCCCGCCUCCAUCACCACCACCAAGACCCGCCUGUCUCUGGAGCGCAGCUUCUCGGCCGAGGAGGACCAGCAGAAGUGUGUGGAGUGCGCCCUGCAGCCCGCCCGCGUCUACACCAUCACUGGAGAGCACGGUAUGCUGGGUAGCAACCGCGGCAGCAAGGAGAGCCUGGAGCUGGAGCUGCUGAAGGGGGCGUCGCCCCUAGUCCAGCCCUCCACCUCCCCCUCCUCCACCUCCUCCUCCUCACCCACCCAGCACCACCUCCGUCACGGUCACCGCAGCAACACUCACCGCGAUGACGGGAGCCAUCGUCACGGCAACCCCGUGGCCGGCRGCAGUGGCAGCAACCAUCACUCUCUGACUGUUACCGGUGGGGGAGCCUCCCACCAUGGUCACCAUGGCAGCCACCACCACCUAUCCCAGCAGCCUCUGUCGAGCUCGGUCAGCGCGCAAAACAUCCGCAGCUGGGGCGAGGGGGGCAAGGGGGACUCACGGGAGGACUGCAGCCUCAAUGUGGUCUUGGACUCUAGUGGGGCCCCGUCCCGUAGCCAGGGCUCCCUGGAUCUAGAGAGCUCCCGCGAGGCAGGCAAGCAACACAGGCGCCUAGAGAGGAUGUGCAGUGUGGACCGGAUGACUGGGCUGGAGAGAGAGGACAACAACUGGUACCCAAAAGACAAUAUGUUCAGCUUUCAGACUGCUACUACCACCAUGCAGGCGGCGACGCCCCUUCAGCAGCUGCCAGCUCCAGGCUGCCGCUUGCUGCCGCGGUUGUCUACCCGCUACCGUGCUCUCAGUGAUGCGGUGGUAGAUCGCGGGCCGGGCUUGCAGGGCGGCACUCCCAACACUUCUGCUGGUCCCUCCUCGGCCGAGAAGUGCGCGCUCUCAGAGAUACAGCGUCUCCCUCUCUCUCUCUCUGACGUUGUGCCUGCUCUUUGUGUCGGGGGGUCAGGUGGGGACCUGCCUGCCUCAUGUGGGACCCUGGAUGAGGGGGAGCGUGAGGAGCUAGACUGGGAGGAGGAGAGGGAGAUGGAGAGACUUGCCUGUGAGGGAGAUGACUUCAUCCCACCCAAAAUCAUGCUGAUCUCCUCCAAAGUCCCCAAGGCGGAGUACGUUCCCACCAUCAUCCGCAGGGAUGACCCCUCAAUCAUCCCUAUCCUCUAUGACCAUGAACAUGCUACGUUUGAUGAUAUCCUCGGUAGGUUCUGGAGGAGGCUGAGUCGGUUUAUGAGCAAAGUGAACCCUGAACCCAACCUCAUCCACAUUAUGGGCUGCUACGUCCUGGGAAACCCCAAUGGAGAGAAGCUGUUCCAGAAGCUAAAGAACCUGAUGAGGCCUUACUCCAUCGAAUUCGAGUCGCCACUGGAGCUGUCUGCGCAGGGAAAAGAGAUGAUUGAGAUGUACUUUGACUUCCGUCUCUUCCGUCUGUGGAAAACUCGCCAGCACUCCAAACUCCUGGACUACGAGGAUCUUUUAUGACGGGGCUCCAAGUCAAGUCAGUCCUGUAGCAGACAUACAGUCUAUACUGGGACAGGAGGACCUACUGAACGCCACUGCUCAACUCAACCCUACUGCUCARCCCCACUGUAACAUCUAUCAUACCUGCUUUCAUCCAGGAGAGGACUGGGAGAGGGGGGUGAUGAAGAGGAGGAAGAAGAGAAGAGGGACAGGAGUUAUAGAGAGGUAGAGGAGGAGGUGAGGGGUGACAUAGCAGCUGUCAUGGUGCUGUGUGUGUCACCCAUUAUUUAUUUCAACCCUCCUCUUCACCGCCUUCGCAACCACAAAGGUCGAGGGUCAAAAAGAGAGACACCAAGCAGAAGGGAUGCUAGAAGGACAACAAGACCUGAAGAUGGAGAGAACGAGUGAAAGAGUAGAACGGGAGAGAGAUCUUCUGUGCUCUUGCUCUCUCCCGUAUGAAACGAGGAACAAAAACAUGUAUUGUCAUGUUUGAGGUGCUCAUAGCACUUUAAAGGGCAAUUGUUUGGUUCGGUUCUUGUUGGAUCUCUCAGAGAAUCUGGAUUGGAAAAGCAUAAUUCAAUCCAUAUGUAGGUGUGUAUGUAUACAUCACAUGAAUAUCGUCUAGCUCUAGUCAUGCAAAUUCUCACUCUGUAAGAAUAUGAUACAUUAUUUAUGUUCGCUGUUUCUUCUGAACUCUCUUCAAUAACUCAGGUUUUAGCCAUGAAAUCAUCUCUGUUUGUUUGAUCCCCUAAUGCACCAGAUAUUGUAAUCCUCAUUGCCAUUGCUUGGGAUGAAUGUAGAUAUAAUUUAUCUUCUAUCUAUUUCAACUGAUUCAGCUCCAGAGCCAAAAGUGUAGGGGCGAUGUCACGAAUACAUAUGUGUGUGUGCAUGUGCGUUCGUAGGUCCGUGGGCGUGCGUGCGUGCGUGCGUCGUGUGUGUGCCUGCGUGCGUGUGCGUUUUCCCUCUCUGAUAUAGCCAUGCUGAACCAUUCCAUUUCACACCACAGAGUGAAGUCACUGACACACACUUCCAGCAGAUGAUUUGUGAUGUCAGGUCUGGUAUCAUGGCCAAUAGCUCAAGCAAAMCCCCUAUCAGUGUUACCCGGUGGAUCCCUUUCUACUGUCUCCAUCGGAGUGAUGCCAUUUAAAUGGCCCAUGUCUUCCGUCAGUAGCUGUACUCCAUCUAGCCUCAAGCCUGUUGGUUGCUCUAUCCAUCAGCUAGGCCGCUCUGGCUCCCCCUCAGGACCUCUUCCUCCACUGGGCCUUAGUUCAGUCAGAAAAUAGGCACUUAAUAAAUUGGUCUGAUCUUCAUCAUUCCAAGCCAUUAAGGAGCCAUCUGGGGCUCAGCAGAGUUAUGUGCUGUAAUGUAAUGCACGAGGGGAGAGAGAGUAGUGUGUGUGUGUGUGUGUGUGUG
This is a messenger RNA of Salvelinus sp. IW2-2015, 3108 nucleotides long. The record is from RefSeq and is a predicted model, not a curated record. Lineage: Eukaryota; Metazoa; Chordata; Actinopteri; Salmoniformes; Salmonidae.